AUGUCCGGAAUUCGGCACGACAAAUCAGCUCAGCUGUGCGUGCUGCUUGCUGACACAAUUGUUUUCCCAGAGGGAAAUCCGCCUGGCGGGGAAGAUGGUAUGGUCUGUCAUUGGUAUGUGACCAUGCCCGAUGGCAAGACUACACACUUGCCGUCAGACAUCUUCUUGGCAGCAAAGAGGGGUGUGAAAGCGCAGCUGGACUGGUGUGCGUUUCUGGUGAUCGAUACUGGCGCCGAGGCAGAUCUCCGCCUUACGAUUGCGGACUUGGCAGGCACUCAUCUUGGCGCCUACUUUGGCAACAUCAAGCAGCUGGCCAAAUCCGACCAGUUCGACAUCCGACAGCUGACCUUGCAGAAUGUGAAAGGAGCCGUGGCCACCAUCACGAUUCGAGCAGCCGCACAGAUGAGGUGGACGAAAGCCGCCGCGGCGCAACGGGAGCCUGGAUCUUGCGAGUUCCUUACUCCAGCAAAAGAUGCUCAGUCCGCUCAUAUCUGGCAGUUCCUCUUUCCGAACCGCGCGAUCCCAGCGGCUGGAGCUGCUAGGACAGAGCUCAAGACAAUCAAAGAGGAGCCCGAGGCAGAGGCCUCCGCUCCUUCCACGAACAAGGCAGAGGAGGAGAAGGCAUCGGACGCAGAAGGCGAAGAGCAGGAAGAAGAGGAGGAAGAGGAGGAGGAAGAAGAAGAAGAAGCAGAGGAAGAAGACCAGGAAGCCGAUGAGCAGGUGCCCGAUGCGACAACUGGGCAGAUGGCAGAACCCGAAGAAGCGGCAGAGAAGCAGCUCGCAGCGAAGGAGCAGGUCAACAUGGAGACGGAGCGUGAAGCCGCAAGUCAAGCCCAGGCUCAAGCGCUACAGGUAGCAAGGGAACGCGAGGCCCAGGAGCAAGAGGCAAAGCGUGAAGCUCAAGAGCGCGAGCAGCGCGAAAUCAAGGAGCGUGAAGCUCGAGAGCGAGAACUGCGAGAGUUGCGCGAACGUGAGGAACGAGAGCGAGCAGAACAUGCAGAACAGCAGCGACAGCUGCGCGAGGCUUCGGAACAAGAAGCCCGAGCUCAGCAAGAGUCCCAAGAGGCCAAGGCGAGAGAAGCCGAAGGACAAAGGCAGCUUGAGAAGCGUCGCACACACGGUCGAGCUUCGAAAGUGGAGGAAAAGAGGGAUUCCAGCACUUCACGGCCGGAGCAUAUCCAGGCCGAGGCUCCAUCCAGAAAUGUGGAAAAGCGAGCAUCCAGUGCACCCGGAACGAGCAAG
Messenger RNA from Symbiodinium necroappetens, 1242 nucleotides. The record is from the annotation of a GenBank genome assembly. NCBI's taxonomy places the organism in Eukaryota, Dinophyceae, Suessiales, Symbiodiniaceae.